Amphimedon queenslandica is the source of this 1077-nucleotide messenger RNA. RefSeq names its product E3 ubiquitin-protein ligase TRIM71-like. The coding region runs from base 1 to 1029 and encodes 342 amino acids. NCBI's taxonomy places the organism in Eukaryota, Metazoa, Porifera, Demospongiae, Haplosclerida, Niphatidae. Gene Ontology annotation, molecular function: protein binding; ubiquitin protein ligase activity. The transcript is spliced from 2 exons. The record is from RefSeq and is a predicted model, not a curated record. Gene Ontology annotation, biological process: proteasome-mediated ubiquitin-dependent protein catabolic process; protein polyubiquitination.
AUGGUUGAGGAAAUGAUAAAUGUUCUUCAUCAGUCAGAGAGGAAACUGACUGAGCAGGCCAAGAGGGUCAUUGAUGAUAAACUAAAGGUGCUAAUACAGUGUAACCCUUCAGCCAGUUGUACUCAUAUAGUAAAAGUACAAGUACUUGAUGUUCACCUUGAUGAUACCUCACUAGUCAUCCCAUUCAACCCUUAUCUUGAUAACAUCAUUCCAAUAUAUUGUGUAGCUGAGUUGAUAGGUCCAUGGGGGAUUGCUGUAAAUGAUGAGAGUCAUAAUAUCAUAAUAACAGAGCAUUGGAAUAACUGUGUAACGAUACUGGAUAGAGAAGGAAAGAAAGUGAAAUUAUUAGGAGGGAAAGGAGGAAGUGGCAAUGUCAAGUUUCCUUCACCUCGUGGUAUAGCCAUUACUCCAGACAAGUGCAUUCUGGUGUGUGAUAAUCACAGGAUACAGAAGAUAAGCAUGGAUGGAUACCUUAUAACAUCAGUUGGUGAGGAGGGUAAUGGACCGUUACAAUUUAAUAUUCCUGCUGGCAUUGCUAUUUCUCCUAUAACGGGGCAGGUUUAUGUUGCUGACAGGGCUAAUCACCGUAUACAAGUCUUGAAUCCUGAUCUAACUUUCUCUCAUUCGUUUGGUAGUGAAGGAUCAGCUAAUGGACAGCUUAGUUAUCCACGUCACAUUGCUAUUGACAGUCAAGGAUUAGUGUAUGUUGCCGAUUCUGGUAAUCAUCGUAUUCAGAAGUUUUCUCUUGAUGGACAGUUUGUGGCUCAGUUUGGUAUUAAAGGUUCUGGUCCUGGUCAGCUUAAUGGCCCUUUUGGUAUUACAAUAGACACUGGAGCUACCGGCCUAGUAUAUGUUAGUGAAUGGAACAAUAGUCGUAUCUCAGUCUUCACUAGUGAUGGUCUGUUUAUUAAUAGUUUUGGAAAGAAUGACAGUACCUAUCAGUUUUAUCAUCCUUAUGGAUUAGCAUUUGAUAAAGCUGGAUUUUUGUAUGUUUGUGAUGAUUAUAAUAGCCGACUUGUUGUUUAUUGAAUAUGCUAAACUUUUUUUAAAAGAAUUUUAUUUCACAUUUUGCCUGCA